AUGUUGGCUGAAGACGUAAUUCGUACGUUGAUUAUUAUCACAAUUAUCACAAGUUUCGAAAUUAUUCAAGUCGUGAGUUUAAGGACUUGUAAAAGUGUUCAACUGCAGGACGGUAAUGGAAUAAUUUUACAUUGGUUAGAGACGCCUGUUGGAGAAUAUCGUCCAUCGAGUCCAAUGUGCAUUGACAAGUCAAAUAAUAUUUUGCAACGCAGAUGUAUGGAAGGAGAAUUUUGGGAAGAUUUUGAACCACAACGAUGUACAUUCUACGCAUUGAAGAAAUUUUUAUACUGCCCUUAUGGAAUGAAAAAGCUCGAAAUUGAUGGCAGUGAAUUGUGCUUAUCAGUGACCGAGCCCAAAAAAUGGGAAAAUUCUUGUCUGCAAUUUGGCGAAACGAAAACCAUUUUCGAUCUAUCAAAAGACAAGUUUAAUGAAAUAAUUAAUUAUUUAAAGAUUGAAAAGGAAACUAAUGAAUUUUGGAUACCAGCAAAACGUUCACAAAGUUAUAAUCCAUUUCAAAUGCAAAUAAUUGGUAAAAAUUGGGGAAUUCCAAUUCAUUUUGACGACUAUGACAUUCAAAUUAAAGACGAAUAUAAAGAUUUUUGUCUCAAGUUGGUCAGGGACAAAGACACUUUCAAUUUUAAAUCAGAAAAUUGCGAUGCAAAGCUUCGGGAAGUUUGUAUUUAUGAUAGUAAAUCGGUGAUGGAACUUGCGUGUAAAAACAGUUUCACAUCUAGAUAUGCUUAUCAUGAAAAUAAAUGUUAUUCAAUGGAGAGAACCACAAACAGUCAAAGUAAACAACUUUUUAAAGCUACGAAAUUAUAUUCACGGAUGUUUAUUAAAGAUCUGAUGAAGUCCUUUAAACUCGACGAUGAUGAUCGAUGCUUGGUUGAUUUUGGAAACUCUGAUUACUCUGAGAAUUUCUUUACAAAUUCAAGCUUUGGAAGGUACACAGUUAUUGAUCGAGAUGGAAAAUGGAUGUUGGCAAAUAAAUUUACUUGCGUCAUUUAUGAAGAAGAACUGAAUAUGCAGACACCAGAAGUUUUCUUAAAAUACGAUACGAAUACAGGGAAAAUGCUGCUUACUGUCUACUCCGAAGAAUUUUUAUGGCGAGAAGACUCACAAGAAUCUGGCGUUAAUUGCUUCACAAUAGCAGACAACGAACUUAUUAAAGUCACAAAAAUUAAAUCUCGAUUGUGGUCAGAAACAAUUAAAAAUUAUGACAUGAAAUUAUUUGAUGGCUCCAAAUCACGCGAGAUUACUAAAUCAAUCUACGAGCUUAAGCUUUAUGGAAGUGGCCCAGGAAUCUACUGGUGUGAAGGUCACAUGAUUCAAAACUUAAAGUUAAUAAAAUCGAAAGAAGUCAUUGCUAGGAAAAAUAUUGAUGGAUUUGUGUUAGCGUUGAAAUUGCAAUCUAAAAUUAAUUUCACUAAAGAUUCAAUUUAUGAUGAAGAUUUCUUGGAUUAUGAAACGAAGGAACUAAAAAGUUUGAUGACAAAUUCGAACAGUUUGGAUUUUUAUGAGAAGGUGACGGCUGAUUGCAUCAAAGAUAUUCGUGUUGUUAAAAUUGAUUCAUUUGAUAAGAAAUCAUUGUUGAUGACAGCAGUUUAUCAUGUGACAGUGUUAAAAAGUUCUAGUGAUAGCUCAAGUAGUAGCAGCAGCAGCAGCAGUGAAGAGUAUCGUGACUUUAUGGAAAAGUAUGCUGAUAAAUUUGAAACUAUAAAGGUUUUGGUGACGCAUCAAGUAAUGACUUAUGUGGAAUCAAUUCUAAUGAAAGUUGGUGGUUCCAAAUACAAAUUUCUCUCCAUUCAAAGCACAGAGUUUUGUCUCCCAGAAACAAUUAAGAACCCUAACAUGUUGUCAGAAGUUUUGGUGUGGGAACAAGCGCAGAUUGGUGAAACUUUACCUCCGACAAAUCUCUGCCUAGAUCGUUCUGGUCUUCCUUUAACAAGGAAAUGUAUUGGCGACUUUCUUAACGGUGGUCAGUGGCAAACUCUUUCAGAACAAGAUCUUCAAUGUGUUGACAAAGAAAUUCUCAGUCUACACACAAAAAGGCUUUUCUCGUUUGACAAGCAACUCAACCCAAAUGAAACUCACGAUGUCAUUGACAACAUGACAUCGAUAAGUUCACAUUAUGACCAACUCAUUCCUGCAGAUCUUUUUUACAUUUCAAGGGCUGUUCAACAUCUUACAAGCGUCACUGACGUCACACAACCAACAAUCGUUAAUUUAAAUUCCACAGAUCUUGACGACAAAUAUAAUUUAACAAUCAUUAUGAACAACAUCAUGAACGUGAAUGCGAGCUUCAUUCAAUUGUCACAACUAAAGCUUAAUACGACAAAUAUCCUCUUGGACUCUUAUGACAAUUUAAUCAAUUCACUGUCGACGAAUUAUUCAAUUUAUGCCGCCUUCAACAACAACUUAAUCAAUGAUACGGAUGGGACGUUCAUCAUGCGAACAGAGAAAAUCGUCGUGUUUAUGUGUGAUCCGGGACGAAUGAAUGUAAGUGGAAUGGCGCUCAUCAGAAAUCCGAGUGAAAUACAAAACAACUUAUUAGAUUACAAAAUUGUUAAACUUUAUGCUACACAAUCCAUUGAUGAUGUUUUAAAUAUCUAUCAAGAUACAUUGGAGAUUGCAAGUUUCUUUCCGCAAGAGCUUUUAAAUCGAAUUGACGAGAUUCACAAAUUGGAUGUGAAUGAAACAAACUUUUCAACAGAACCAGUGAAGAUUGUCGUGAAAGUUUUCUAUAACGAUGCAAUCUUUAGGGAAAGCAAUCGAGUCUCUUCAUACAAGUCGCAAAGUAAAAUUAUCAGCGUUUCAAUUCCUGGUCACGAUGAAAAUCUUCCACUCCUAUUGCCAAUCAUGUUUAAGAAGUCAGAAACAACACAGCAAUCUGAUGCUGAUGUUUGCGGUUAUUGGGAGUUUCAGCCAAGUGGAAGUUCCUUGGGUUCAAGUGAAUGGAUGCAACAAGGCUGUGAAUUGCUUGGAAUCUCAAAAUAUGACGAAAACCUUGCACUCUGUGGAUGUUCACAUUUAACUCAUUUUGCUUAUUUAAUUAUGGGUGAAUUUGUUCACGAUGUUGAUCCAGGACCGGAUGUUAUCGUUAUUGAAAAUAGUGUUCAUACAAGAGCCUUAAACACAAUCACGUUGCUUGGUAGUGCGCUUUCAAUUAUUGGAUUAGUUGGAAUUUUUGUCACAGCGGUUUUGUUUCGUUCGUGGCGUGAAAAAGCAAGUACGAAAGUUCUUCUUCAACUUUCAUUAGCAAUCGCACUUCAAAUGGUUUUAUUCAGUUUCUUUAGCACUGAAAAGCAUACAUUCACUAUCGACACUUUAACUGAAAAACGAGCGUGUGUUGCUUUAGGUGCAAGUUUGCACUACUCAGUUCUUGUCACUUUCUCAUGGAUGCUGAUUACAGCUUUCUUACAAUUCAAACGUUAUGUAAUCGUUUUGGGAAAUUUAAAGCCGGAGAGAUUCUUCUUGAAAUCUUUUAUUGUAGGGUGGGGAAUGCCAAUGAUUCCAAUUGUCGUUGUUUUGAUUAUUGAUCCGCUUCUUUACAUUCCCGAAAUCUACGGGAUUUGUUAUCCACAAGGCUACGCAUUCUAUUUCAGUGUUUUACUCCCGAUUGGAUUAAUUGUCAUCGCAAAUUUAAUAAUUUUUAUUUUUGUGAUUUUUAACAUUUUAAGAAGUCGAUCAGCAAACUCUGCAAGUCUUAGAAAAAAUGAGAAAAGUUUGACGCUUUCUCAACUUCGAGUAUCAGUUUUUCUCUUCUUCCUUCUUGGUUUAACUUGGAUUUUUGGUCUUCUUUCUUCAUCAGGAGCAACAAUUAUAUUUUCUUAUCUUUUUUGUCUAACUGCGACUAUUCAAGGAUUCGUUUUAUUUUUAUACUUCAUUGUCAUGGAUCCAAUUACAAGAAAUUUAUGGCGCGAAAGCUUUCGUUCGUGGAAAUCUGGCAAAUGA
Messenger RNA from Clunio marinus, 3954 nucleotides. Lineage: Eukaryota; Metazoa; Arthropoda; Insecta; Diptera; Chironomidae. The record is from the annotation of a GenBank genome assembly.